GGGCAGAACAUGAGCAAAAGCUACACUCUGAAGCAGCCUGGAAGAAUUGCCUACGAUGCUGGUAUGAUCAAGAAGUUUUGGGAGGAAAAGAUCGAGCUGCACACAAAACAGCUGCAGAGCGAGGACAUGAGGACCCGCAGGAGUGCCCUGGACAGGCUCCGCGGUGAGUGGGCUCGGAUGCUGGAGGGCAGGAACAAGAUGCUGCAGGGCCCCCCCGAGGCCCCCACGCGGCCGUGCCUGCUGGGCCCCCAGCCUUCCCACGCACGAGACACAACGGCAGCCUGAGGCUGCAGGGCCUGAGCGCAAGCGGGAGUCGGAGGAGUUGCUCAUCCCCCGUCCCCGCGGCCACGGGUCCCAUCACGGCGUCAUCCUCCCCCCAGCACAUGGCAGGUACCCAAUAAAGCCCAACAU
Messenger RNA from Acinonyx jubatus (cheetah), 411 nucleotides. It is a transcript of the gene FAM240C, whose product is annotated as family with sequence similarity 240 member C. The coding region runs from base 10 to 285 and encodes 91 amino acids. Lineage: Eukaryota; Metazoa; Chordata; Mammalia; Carnivora; Felidae. The record is from RefSeq and is a predicted model, not a curated record. The transcript has 3 exons.